GGACACCGUCUCAUGUAGCCCAAGCUAGCCUUAAACUCCUGAUUCUCCAGCCUCAGAUCUCUUGAACGUUGGGGAGGCAGACCUAUGUCAUCACAUUAAGAGAUGGCAGAAACAUUUUGUGCUUGCCUGAAGAGACGGUGUUGCCCACCACUGGAGGACAUGAGGCAGAGGACCCGGAAGUGUCACUUUGUCUUCCACUUCCUCAGACACCCUCAUCUUGGUGCUAAGACGCCUAUGCUGGAGGGUCCAACCAAGGUGGGGUGACUUCUCACUUAAUCCGUGAGAUGAGAAUGUGGGAAGGUCUUCUCCUCAAGCUUUUUGGAAUCCUGUCUGUCCUGGACAGAAGCUUUGACUAGGAAUGUGAAUCUCUGUUCCCACCUACUCAAGUCCUUCUUCCUAUGGGACUGGUGUUUUGAUUCCACUGCCCCUUUACUGUUGGAAACUCUAAUGCUAGAGUCUAGGAGUGUAAAAACCACAGGAAAGUGUGACACAACUGUUUCCUCAGCCACAUCUCCCCUUUCAGUUAAUUCACACCCUAGUGUGAUUAGCCCACCUCCCACCUCUGGGCCCCCUAAGGUCCCCCAAGGUCUUCCAGGAAACCAGUUGUCUCCAACUGUAGAGAACCUGUGCAGAACCUGCGACAACAGCCUAAACCACUACCUAGACCACGAGGGUAGACACCCCCAGAGCAGCCAGCAAGUAAAGACUUCUGCAGAGCCCUCCCCCACCACACAGGAGGAGAGGGGCCAAUCCGAGGGGAGGGGAAGCCACUCAGGAAGGAAGGGUGUGAGAAGAAUCAGACCAGACACCAGGACUGAAGCUACAGAGGAUUCUCCGACAAAGCCACUGUUUGCUGGCUGUGUCUCUGGCUCAGAGGACUAGGAGUCCAGGUACAUGGCCUUUCCCUUUUUCUAAGAGCCAACAGUCUGGGUCAUCUGUGUCUUUGUCCUAAGAAGUGGAAACCCAGAGCUGUGUCCAUGGAGCCCUGGCGGUCCCUGGCCCUGCUUGCUGGCUCUCUGGGCCUGAUUUCUUCUCUGAUUGCUCUAAGCACUGACUACUGGAUAGUAGCCACCGGCCACGGCUUCUCUGCCCACUCUGGCCUCUGGCCAACGAGCCAAGGGAUUCAAGUAGCAGAUUUUAUCCACGUGACACAGAGCUUCUGUAUCCUGGCUGCCCUGUGGGCCCUGGUGUCCGUGAGCUUCCUUGUUCAGUCUUGCAUCCCGGCUCUGUCUGCUCCCGGCCGUGGCCCUUUGGUCUCAACUGUCAUGGCUUUUGCUGCAGCUGUCUCUAUAUUAGUGGCCAUGACAGUGUAUACCAGUACGAGAUGGAGCCAGAGUCCAUCUCCCCAAGUCCAGACUUUCUUCUCCUGGUCCUUCUACCUCGGCUGGAUCUCCUUCAUCCUCUUCCUCUUUGCAGGCUGCCUGAGCCUGGGUGCUCACUGUAGAACCCAUCGGGCUGAGUAUGAAACCUUGUGAACAGAAGCCAAGGACAGCAGGGUCAGCAGGAUGUUUGGAGCCUUGUCCUCUCAGGAGCUACAAAAGGAAUACAAAAUUCUGUCUCUGUCCCUCCCACUUUGCCUUAUCCUUCAUUGGUUUCUUCACAUACUCAAUAAUAAUAA
Arvicanthis niloticus (Nile rat) is the source of this 1618-nucleotide messenger RNA. RefSeq names its product natural killer cell granule protein 7 (gene Nkg7). The record is from RefSeq and is a predicted model, not a curated record. Lineage: Eukaryota; Metazoa; Chordata; Mammalia; Rodentia; Muridae. Gene Ontology annotation, cellular component: plasma membrane.